This is a messenger RNA of Anthostomella pinea, 1512 nucleotides long. The record is from the annotation of a GenBank genome assembly. NCBI's taxonomy places the organism in Eukaryota, Fungi, Ascomycota, Sordariomycetes, Xylariales, Xylariaceae.
AUGUGGCACCUCUACUACCCCCUCCUCGCCCUAGCAGCCUACAUCUUCUACACCCGCUUCCUGCACCCGCUUUCCCGCGUCCCUGGCCCUUUCCUCGCAAGCCUGGCACCCCUCUGGCUCGCAUGGCAAUGCAUGCACACCCGCCGCCCUCGCCUGGACCUAGAUCUCCACAAGAGAUACGGAAGCGUCGUCCGUAUCACGCCGGACGAGGUUAUCUUCUCGAGCCCGGAGUAUUUCAAGACCGUGUAUGGGGCGGGGACGAAGUAUGUCAAAAGUAGGUAUUAUGAGGCGCCUGUGGGGAUGCCGCAGAAGGAGGGCUGGGACAAGUUGGAUUUGCUUGUCGAGACUGAUGUUGAGAAAUUGAGGGUACAGAAACGUACCGCAGGCCCGAUCUACUCAACAGCCAACGUCAAGAAGCACGAAGGCCUAAUCAACAACAACAUCGCCCGCUGGCUUCAACGCCUCAAAGGCCUCGCUGGCAAACCCUUGCAUCUCUAUCAUGAAAUCGAGUUGUUGAACGUGGACACCGUGUGCGAGGUGACUUUCAAGAAGCCCUUCGGCGCCGUCGAGGCGGGGAGUGAUGGUGGGCACAUGGAGAGUAUAUGGGCACAUUGGGAGCACGUAGGCUGGCUAGGUUUCCUCCCCUGGCUCAACACCGUGGAAAAGAAGCUCAUGCCCUGGAUGGCGUCCCUCCUCCCCGCGCCCAAAGUCCCCGUCUUCUAUUUCGCCCGAAACCAGAUAGACUCGCACCAGAAAGCCCGCGAUGCCGGCGGCCAGGAGGAGUUACCAGAAUGUAUGCACACCGACUUCCACCGUCUCGCAAAAGAAAAGCCCGACUUCCGCGCGAACUGGGGCAGCCAGCUCUCCAAGACCAACAUAGGCGCCGGCAUCGACACGAUGAGCCAAACCAUGUCCGCCGUAAUCAUUGGCGUCUGCCAAACGCCGUCCGCCUACGCCCAGCUCAGAGCGGAACUAGACACCGCCGUAACCUCAGGCCUCAUAACCAAAGGCGACGAGCCGGUAUCGUACGACGCCGCAGCUGGCCUCCUGUACUUGCAGGCCUGCAUGCACGAAGCCAUGCGCCUCUGGCCAAACGUCGCCAUUGCUCUCCCGCGCACCGUGCCGAGGGGAGGGGUAGAGAUUGACGGGUAUUAUAUUCCCGAGGGGUACACCGUGGGAAUGAACCCCCGGCAGCUGGGCCGCAACGAGGAAGUCUUUGGUGCCGAGACGGAUAGCUUUAGGCCGGAGAGGUGGUUGGAGGCGAGUAAGGAGAGGAGAAAUGAUAUGCAGGGCAGGAAUCUGGCUUUCGGCGGUCCCAGCCGCAGAUGCCCGGGCAUGCACCUCGCUUGGUUCGUCUGCUCGAAGACGCUCGCCAGCUUGUUCCUGAACUUCGACCUCAAGGUGCUGAAUGAGCUGGACGGGCCGCCGGGCCCAGGGGGUGGGAAGUGGGUUGAGCAAGGUGCUUUUCCGACGAGGUGGCAUGGCUGGGAGGUCGAAGUGACGCCGAGAUGA